Molecule: messenger RNA, 888 nt
Organism: Cryphonectria parasitica EP155
Lineage: Eukaryota; Fungi; Ascomycota; Sordariomycetes; Diaporthales; Cryphonectriaceae
Exons: 1
Coding region: 388-777 (129 amino acids)
Source: RefSeq, a predicted model, not a curated record
CAAAAAGGGACGAGUAACGAAUUAUAUAACAUCUCAUUCUCAUCAAGUAACAGACAUCCCACACUGACCUACUUGAGCCAUCUCUCACAUCAUGAUGGACACUGUACAAUUGCCUUCGUCUUCCGCACGAGCUCAAUUUAAACCACAAUGUCCCAAAAAUGGCACCGACAUUGAGCCUACAUGCAUGAGUUGCGUGGUAGCUAGGCCGCUGAAGUGGCGUUGAGAAGAGUAAUAGUAGUGGUGACCAAGACAAUGUGCCCAUCGUACCCCAGUUGUAUACCCGUCGUAGUUGUGCCGGCCUUAGAGCUGUGCGCAGGAGCAGGCCAGUCCAGCUGACUCACGGUCUGUCCACCUGCGCCGUCGUCUGCCAUGGCAGCAAGCUGAGACAUGACAUUGUCCACGACGUGUGACGAAGCAAAAGCGGAUGAAGAAGACCAGGAACCAAACGCAUAUUCCUCCAACGAGACGGAAGUUGAACCAGCAGAGCCGGAGGCAACUUCCGAGCCUAGUGAUGCUAUCGCUGGGAACUGCGGUAUGGUGCUUGUACCAGGGCCGACAAUGUAUGUACUCGGGCUUAACCACCCGUCGCCAAGCACAUGCGUCACUGUGAUGGUCGGCAUCUUAACGCGGACAACACUUGAAGUGGACAGUGUGGCAGUGGACGUGACUGUGAUGGUUGAGCCAAUUGAAAUGGCUGCCAGAGGAGGAUUUCCCGCUGCCUCCGAAUCCAGGAUAUCGUGGGGUGGAAACAAGCCGCCCAGAAGCGGUAGACCAUGAAGCCAAUGUGUGAAUGCGCCAACGACGGCUUUGAAGUCUGUCACGAUUUGCUUGAGGAAAUUGUCUUUCGGAUUUGCCUUUCGCGGAGGCAAAGCUGUAAUAGCUUGUGUC